This is a messenger RNA of Baudoinia panamericana UAMH 10762, 246 nucleotides long. RefSeq lists its product as uncharacterized. NCBI's taxonomy places the organism in Eukaryota, Fungi, Ascomycota, Dothideomycetes, Mycosphaerellales, Teratosphaeriaceae. The transcript has a single exon. The record is from RefSeq and is a predicted model, not a curated record. Bases 1 to 246 code for a protein of 81 amino acids.
AUGGACUUUGAUUCUGCACCGGGCACUAUUCUGGAGGCAAGUGCGACGUACAAGAACUCAGCUUCUGCGCGAGACGGUCAAUUUAGACUGGUUCACGCUUGCAUAUCCGAGUUUUCGAGACCGGGCUAUGCCUCCGAUAAUACUAUAGUAGAUCGAUCUAAGUCCAAUGUUCAACAGCUCGUCUAUACUUUACAAUACGAGCAAACUGCGGUUCAGCUGCAUGAUCGCUCUCAAUUAGUAGCUUAA